AUGGAGGAACCAACCGGUGCCGCGGAGACCUCCGGCACCGUGGAGGCUGUAUCGCCACCGGAGGCCGCCGCGCCUACAAGCUCGGUUCCAGAGGCGCCUCGGCGCAAGUUAGUCGUGGACACUGGCGCAUACAACCGUUCUACAUACCUCGACCGAAGUGGCGACGAGUUGUUCGUGACCCGUGGCGUCAUGAAGGAGAUUGAACGUUUCAAAGACAAGAACCCAGUGGGUGCCCAUAUCCGUACAGUGUUCAACGUGACUGAGCGCGACCCCGUGGAGGAAGACAUCGCAAGGGUGAAGCGGUUCGCUGCACUGACUGGUGACCUGCCGUUUCUGUCAGCUAACGACAUCGGCUGUAUAGCGCUAACGCUGCGGCUGCAGGUGGAGAGCGGUGACACUUCGAGGCUGCGAUCCGAACCACUGCCGCUUUCAUUCUCCAAGACGGGAUCUAAAAAUGAGAAGGGUGACGCUGGGAAGAAGCGUGGUGGCCGCAACAAGCCCAAGAAAGGCGCAUCCGAGUCGGGUGCUGGCUUCGACUGCUGGAUCACACCUGAGAACGUGCACAGCUACAACAUCAGCGCCGGCACGCCCGAAUCGCACCAGAAAGUGGCGUGCAUGACGACGGACUUUGCGAUGCAAAACGUGUUGCUCCACAUGGGCUUGAACGUGGUGACGCUGGACGGGUUCGCUGCCAAGAGCGUGCGUAGCUGGGGGCAUUUAUGCAGGGCGUGUUUGGAGGUAUUUCCGAAUACUUUGCGCCAGUUUUGCAGCAACUGCGGCAACUCCACGGUCGACCGCGUGCCGCUGGUGGUGGAUGGGCAGACUGGACAGGUGACGGUGAAGGACACCCGGAAGUGGAUUAACACGCGAGGAACCAUCUACACGCAACCAAAGCCAGUCACUGGGAAGAGCAAACAAAUGUACAUCGUUGCCGAGGACCAGCUGAUGAUGCCACGUUAUCGCAACCAGUUGCGCAUCAUGAACCGCAAAAGCGGCAACGAUGACGUAUCCCACUUCAACGCGGAUGACUCCACAAUUGGUGCUGCUCUGGGCGGCCCUGAGAAGCAGUUGCCAGCACUGGCGCGGGUCCCCGUCGGUUUGGGGCGCGGCAACCCUAAUUCCAAUCAUUGGAUGAUGAAGCACAAGCGCGCAAUGAAGGAGUAG
Molecule: messenger RNA, 1164 nt
Organism: Babesia ovata
Lineage: Eukaryota; Apicomplexa; Aconoidasida; Piroplasmida; Babesiidae
Product: Nin one binding (NOB1) Zn-ribbon family protein, putative
Exons: 4
Coding region: 1-1164 (387 amino acids)
Biological process (GO): maturation of SSU-rRNA; ribosomal small subunit biogenesis
Cellular component (GO): preribosome, small subunit precursor
Molecular function (GO): RNA endonuclease activity
Source: RefSeq, a predicted model, not a curated record